GAGCCCCUGACGCCGCCGGACUUCCACCAGAUGCUGCCGCCGCCGUCACUGCCGCCGUCACUGCCGCCGCCAUCGCUACCACCGCCGCCACUUUCCCCUCCGGAGGACUCUCCGGCGUGGCACCAGCCUGUGGGCAUCGGCAUCGUGCUGCUCGGCUGCCUCUUCAACGCCGCGAGCCUCAUGAUCAUGAAGUACAGCGCCGACACCGAAAAGCGCAAAACCGUUUUCUUUCCCCCGAGACGCCCGUGGCUCUAUCUCGGGAUCGCGCUGCUCCUUAUCAGCGCCGCCGGCCUCGCCCCCGCCGCGCUGGCGCUGCUCCCGCUGGCGAUGGUCGCGCCCUUCGGCGGCGUCACGAUUGUGUUCAGCGCACUGCUCGCCGCCACCGGCGUCUGCAAGGUGCGGGAGCCUCUCUCGCGCGCGCAGAUCGUCUUCAUCCUCGCCAUCACCGCCGGCGUGACGCUCGUGAGCUUCUUCGGCCCCAAGGAGGAGAAGGUAAUCACGACCGAAAUACUGGAAGAGCACUUCAAACAGACCGCCUUCCUCGCCUUCGCCAUCACCGCGUGGGUCUUCCUCGUCGUGUUUUGCACGACGCAGCACCUUCCCUUCGCCGCCCAAGAGCGCUGCCGCCUCAGCGCCGCCCUCAAGCGCUGCCGCCUGAGCACAAAGACAAUCGCCGUCGGCGACGGGUUCGCCGCAGCCUUGUUCGGCGCCUUCUCCCAGACCUUUCUCAAGAUGGUCGCCGAGGUCGCGGAGGUCACAAUCUCCCAAGACGGUGAAAAGGCGGGCGAGGCCUGGACCAGCUGGAUCCCUUACAUCUCGAUCCUCGGACUGGUCGUCUGCGCGCCGAUGCAGCUCAUCUUGCUCAACCUCACCCUCCGCGCCAUGCCCGUGCAGUAUGCGGUGCCUCUCUACCAGUCGCUGCUCAUGAUCGCAACCAUGACGACGAGCGGCCUCUUCUUUAAAGAGUUCUCCGACGAGGCAUGGGCGUGCAAGCAGGACACCUGCGGCCUCUACCCUUCCCUCUUCGGAGCCGGCGUGCUCAUCGCGCUCGUCGGACUCAUCGGUCUCUCGCGCAGAGCCGACGGCAAGGGGGCGGAGCUGGCCGAUCUGCCCCACCCGGGCGCAGAGGCGGUGGCGGUGGCGGCGGACGAGAUCUCAGAGGCGUUCGGCGUCGAGGAGGUCUCGACGCCGCCGGGCGGGGGGGAGCGCGAGAUUAGCGAGCCGCCUCCGUACGGCGCGCGGCGGGUGGGGGAGUCGACGGAGCAGCUGGUGGACGACGACCAGGAUGCGGACGCGCGAGUGUAGCCUCGCCAGUCGAGAUCUUGUGUGCGUGGCGUGUGUAAGUCUCCGCAGACUCUCUCUCAUCACAAGAAAGAAA
Molecule: messenger RNA, 1378 nt
Organism: Emiliania huxleyi CCMP1516
Lineage: Eukaryota; Haptophyta; Isochrysidales; Noelaerhabdaceae
Exons: 6
Coding region: 31-1305 (424 amino acids)
Biological process (GO): magnesium ion transport
Cellular component (GO): membrane
Molecular function (GO): magnesium ion transmembrane transporter activity
Source: RefSeq, a predicted model, not a curated record